Ostertagia ostertagi is the source of this 1287-nucleotide messenger RNA. NCBI's taxonomy places the organism in Eukaryota, Metazoa, Nematoda, Chromadorea, Rhabditida, Trichostrongylidae. The record is from the annotation of a GenBank genome assembly.
AUGUCUACCCUCGUACUUGAUUCGAGGGCUAUUGUCGAAGCUUUAUCUUGGUUAAAAGUGGGCAUCAGCGUUGAGGAUAUCGUUCAUCCUUCAGCUGACCGUGUGCAGACUGUCUAUCGCGCAUUCUGUACGGAAGUUCUUGGUGUACCUGAGAAGUCUUUAUCUGAGCUACCAUUCGAGUGCCAGUUCACUCCUGAUAUGAUAGAUAUGCAUCAGAAAAGCGAGCCGCUCCUCCUUCUGUUUACUACCAUGCGAUGUUUUGUUAUGGAUUUCGGUGAUGUCAACUCGGACUUGACUAUGUGCGACCUCAUCAAUCCACACCCGAAAAGGACUCGGAAACUAUUCUCGCUGAUAGCAGAUUAUACAAACUUCUAUCGGGUAGCAGCACAAGUGUUUGAAAAGACUAGCAGCGAGUACGAUCAUGCUAGGAUAGCUAUAGAAGAGGGUCUAGAAAAAGUUCGCAUAGCAGAGGAGAGGAAAAAUACUCUACGAAGUGACCGUGAAAGUCGCAAAAGAAAAGAGAACGGGCUCCUGGCCGAGAGUGGCAAGAAGAACACUAUCCUCACUGAAUUGAUGAAAGAGACUCAAGCGACUGAGUGUAGAAGGGAUGGAAUCAUAAAGGCGAUCGAAGACGGGAAGGAAGUAAUCGUCAAAACUCUCGCGGAAAUAGAGGCACUCGAGAACGAGAUUCAGCAUCUUUCAAAGGGGGUCGUGAAAUCUCCUGUUCGAGUUCGUAAUGAUGUCGACGAACAGCGAUCCCUUAUCAGGCGUCUUCAGGAAAGCUGUGAUGCUGAAAGACAGCGAAUUCAUAACAAUAAUGAGAGUGUGUCAGUGAUCGAACAGGUGUCCAAGCUGCUUGGCGAGCGUCUGAAAGAGCUUGAACGUCUUCGCGACGCCCAGGUUCAACUUAACCUACUGCACCAUGAACGUAUCAAUUCUGAGGCACAGGUUGCCGAAGCUAGCAAAUAUAAGACACAAAGGGAGGAGGCAUUAAAUAGAUUGGUGAAGUUGGGUGAGGAGGAAGAGAAAAGUCACAGACGUGCUUUGGAAGUGUUUAGUACACGGCUGCAAGACUUGAGGAUGAAGAAGGAGGAACUCAUAGAUAUCAUGGACAAUUUGCGGAAAGUUGCUCCUACAAUUCGGGAUGAGUCAGUCCAGCUACGCAGUGAAAUGGUUCGACUGCGUAACGAAAGAACAGAGGAGACAGAGCUUGCACGUAGAUAUUGUUUGGAACUCCGAAGUCGAUUUUUCGAUUUAUUGGAAAAGGCUAGUUUUACAUUGUUUUUU